Messenger RNA from Hemibagrus wyckioides, 5409 nucleotides. It is a transcript of the gene npffr1l2, whose product is annotated as neuropeptide FF receptor 1 like 2. The record is from RefSeq and is a predicted model, not a curated record. Gene Ontology annotation, biological process: G protein-coupled receptor signaling pathway. The coding region runs from base 266 to 1723 and encodes 485 amino acids. Gene Ontology annotation, molecular function: neuropeptide receptor activity; peptide binding. NCBI's taxonomy places the organism in Eukaryota, Metazoa, Chordata, Actinopteri, Siluriformes, Bagridae. The transcript is spliced from 4 exons. Gene Ontology annotation, cellular component: membrane.
GACAACUGGUGGCGAGAGAGAGAGAGGGAGAGAGAGAGAGGGAGUUAAAGACUGACCUGAGGAAUUGUGCAUAGUCACAGUCAUUUAGCGCAUAGGGGAAGAUGAAAUCCACCUCAAGCAGCCAGUGAUGGAGACUGAUGGAGAUCUGAACAUGGUAUGAUCUGAUGGAGAUCUGAUGGAGAAACUAAACAAAGGACACUGCAACUCUGGAAAGUUCGACAUUUUUUUGCUUUAACUAAAGGUCUUGUCUGGUACACACACAGUGAUGAAUUCGCUGGAUAUCUGGGACAGCAUGCCUUUGGCCUUCACAGAAACUGAGGUGUUAUCAGACCGCACAGAUCUCUAUAUGAAUUCUAGUCUCUUAAACACCUCCACCAGCAACAUCACCAACCUCACCAGUGUGACCUACUACCCAUACUACCAGCACUCCCUGCCUGUGGCAGCCAGCCUGACCAUAGCCUACCUCUUCAUCUUCCUGCUCUGCAUGGUGGGAAACGGCCUGGUGUGCCUCAUUGUGUUGGAGAAUCGGCGCAUGAGAACAGUCACUAACCUGUUCAUCUUUAAUCUGGCUGUGAGCGACCUGCUGGUGGGGGUCUUCUGCAUCCCGACUACACUGGUGGAUAAUCUAAUCACAGGUUGGCCCUUCUCCAACAUGGUGUGUAAGUUGAGUGGCUUGGUGCAGGGAAUGUCCGUCGCAGCCUCCGUCUUCACACUAGUUGCCAUCGCUGUGGACAGGUUUCGCUGCAUUGUCUACCCUUUCCAGCCUAAACUGACCUUGCUGGUCGCCAAGGUGACCAUAGCGAUGAUUUGGGUCCUGGCAUUGGUGAUUAUGUGUCCAUCUGCAGCGACGCUGACUGUGGAACAUGUCAAGGAUCACUUCAUGGUGCACAACCUAGACUACAACCACACAUACCCGCUCUUGUCUUGCUUCGAGAACUGGGCUGAUCCUCACAUGAGGAAAGUCUACACCACGAUUCUGUUUGCCCACAUCUACCUGAUCCCUCUUACUAUAAUCACGCUCAUGUACGGGCGCAUCGGCAUCAAGCUCUACACCACAUCAGUCAUUUCUGUGAACGAACAGCCAGAAAGCGGUGGGGGUCAGAACGCCGCCAGGCCGUUGAUCUCGCAGAAAAAAAUCAAAGUGAUCAAAAUGUUGAUUGUGGUUGCCCUCCUUUUUACACUCUCUUGGUUACCCUUAUGGAUCCUCAUGCUCCUGACAGAUUAUGGAGGUCUGGAACAGGAUGAGCUCGAGCUCCUCUCCGGCUACGUGUUCCCAUUCGCACAUUGGCUAGCUUUCUCGAACUCCAGCGUCAACCCCAUCAUCUACGGCUAUUACAAUGAGAACUUCAAGCGAGGAUUCCAGGCUGUCUGCAGGACCCAUUCGUUAUGCUGCUGCUGUUUUAUCAUGCCCACAGGGAACAGAAGGGUUCACAGACCAGGCAGGGAAGACCAGAGAGAAACUCUGGGGAACUCAAACACUCUGCCAUUUGGAGCCAGAAACAGGGUUUACACAGAUGGGAACUUAAAUAACUGCAGAGCCAGCAUGGAUGAGGGGCAAAAGAGGGGUGGCUGCAGGCUCAGUAACUCUGCUAGCAUGGAUGAUGCCAGAUCUGAGAUGGCCAUCCCGACAAAAGGGAUUGCAACUCAAAAAGGACUGCAAAUGGAAGACCUGGAGAAAAUCAGUCCCAUUGGCAUGACCGUGAGUCAGGCCUGGGACCAGUAGAGACCAGUAUGCAGCAUUAAAAUUGUAGAUUAUAUUUCAACUAAAGCCUAAAACUGUGUACAGCCAUCACCAGGAUGCAAACAGGGUUGCAAACCACAAGGGCCUGGAGAUCAAGGACCACUAAGAUCAAUCCCAUUGGCAUAACUGGGAGUCACACAUGGAAAUUUUUUAUGAUUUCAGUAUUCAGCCUGUUACUUAUAUUUUGUAGACACAAGCUUAACUACAGAACCAAAACCAAACAGGCAAAUAUUGGAUUCUUAAUUAUAAACAUAUUAGUAAACACUCAAGACACAAAAACAUUUUAUAAAACCUGCAUUUUCAGUCUGAUCUUAAAGCACUGCUGAAAAAAGCCAUGAGAUAUCGAGAUAUUGAUAUUUACACUCAGCUGCAUGAAAUUACAAUCGACACAAAGAAACCAGACAAGCUUAAUUUGUGUCUUUGAUCAAGCAUCAGUGAUUCAUUGGCUUGAUUAAAGAAUUCACUCCUUUGUGCCUCCUAUGUAAAAAAGAAAUAUUGACUUUUGAAAAUUUGCAAUCACAUAUAAAGAAGCAAGCUAGAUUUAAGUUCUUUAGUUCUUAGACUUCAUUCCAACAGGAUUAUUAAAUAUUAUUUAACCAGUAAGCUAAAUGCUAUCAUAAUUUGUCCAAGUUAGGAAAAUAUUAUAAUAUUUAGGAACAGGUUUUAUGCCGGAUGCCCUUCCUGAAGCAACCCUCACGUUUUAUCCGGCUUAGGGCCUGCACUGAGGGUUAACUCUUUAGUGGCUGGGUUAUCUCCCUUUCUGGGAAUCGAACCUGAGCCAUGACAAUGAGAGCGCAGGAGCCUGCUGCUGGAGUAGAUUAUCAAGUUUGCCUCCAUAAUUUGAAUUGCCGCCAUUUUUGAUACAGUGCCUAUACAUUUACUUAAGUACAAUUUUCUUCACCUUUUCCACCCCAUUCAGACUGUAGGAUGUAUGCGACAGUGUGCUGUCUGACCCUCAUUCCUGGGAUGAGUAAACGUUAUCAGUGUGCACAAACAUUUCUACUUUUAAAAGGUCAUGAAGCAAAAAAGGUUCUGUAAAGACUGCCCCUUUACAAGAUCGAUGUAAUUAACAUGACCACGAAUCAGCUCAGAGACCAUCAGUAAACAUCAGCUGUAACCUGAGCAACUAGAAAACAAGGACGGCUUGGCAGAAAGCGGCAGCUGCGGGUUCAGCGGCUCCGUCGGCAGGGAUGAUGCCAAGUCCGAGGUGUCCAGAAAGACAAAAGGGGUUGUGUGAUAAACAGGACUGCAGAUGGAGAAACCUGGACAUGCUCAUUCACAUUGCUGUGACCACGAGUCAGGUUUGGAGCCAGUAAAGGACCCAAUUUCACAGUUCAGCAAGCAGACUGAACAAAUGCAGAGAUUUGUUUGCCAAAUGGCAGCAAUUCUGAGGUAAAUCAGCUGGUUAAUUCUGAAUUAUAUUCCAAAAAGAUGAAACGGAUGCUAAAAGAAAGGUAUAAUAUUGUAGACAUCAGCUAUACAUAGGAAUCACAUUUUAAAGUGAUUCAUUAACUUAAAGAGAUAGUCUUCAUAUAUGUUGAACUAUCUUGUCAGGAGCAUGAUGGUAUAAACAUAUCUUUUCAGAAUAACAGAAAAGCGAGAGCAUUGUUGAAGUUUGUGUGGUAUUUUCUAUUUUUCUACAUUUUAAAGAGCUUUGUGGUGCAUCACAAUAUGCUGACAUUUACUUGUAUGUAGAUUAUAGAGCUCGCGUCCAUCAUGUGAAAAAGCUAACAAUGGAAAUGGCAGCACAAGUGAUCAUUAGUUACAGCUGUUAUUUGGUGUAUGCCUUUGUAUCUGGUUUAUUCAGACAAAUACAAAAAAAAUACAAAAAAACAACAACAACAGUUUACUCAGGUAUAAAUCAUGAAAUUGAGCUAGAAUGUGAAGAAAUAUCCCUUAUAUGCUUAUACACACUGAAGCACAGACACCUACGGUCCCCUGCAAAAGUAUCGGAAGUAUCUGGGUCUUAAAGUAAAUAACGUUGUCUUGCUGCAUGAUGAAGUUCCUUCUGAUUCAUUUCUCUGUGAACGCUCAGACAAAACGUUUCUCUAGACGUCUGAAUUCGUUUGGCUCCCACCAUCAUGAGCUCUGUCAUCAGUAAAGACUAGUGAGAAUGUUCCAGAAGCAGCCAUGCAAGCAAAAGCCAUGACCCCACCACCACCAUGCUUCACAGAUCAGCUCAUAUGUUUUUGAUCCUUUGUAUUAGAUCCUUUCAUUCUUUCUUCACAUUUUAGCAGAGUUUCAUUUUGUGUUCUGGUUUUUAUAUUUCUGCUCUGAAAGUUUUCUUUGAACGCUGAAUUGAAAGAACUUCACCCUUACCCUUGCACUGUGGUUGUUGAGGUCACUGACUGCCAUCUUUGGGCUUCUCUUCAUGUUCAAAGCUCUCACAAGUUUUCUAUCAUCAGCUGUUAGCCAACUUGUUUGUUGUAUUGUUGUACAUCAGAGGCUAUAUAUAUAUAUACACUAUAUUGCCAAAAGUAUUCGCUCACCCAUCCAAAUAAUCAGAAUCAGGUGUUCCAAUCACUUCCAUGGCCACAGGUGUAUAAAAUCAAGCACCUAGGCAUGCAGACUGUUUUUACAAACAUUUGUGAAAGAAUGGGUCGCUCUCAGGAGCUCAGUGAAUUCCAGCGUGGAACUGUGAUAGGAUGCCACCUGUGCAACAAAUCCAGUCGUGAAAUUUCCUCGCUCCUAAAUAUUCCACAGUCAACUGUCAGCUGUAUUAUAAGAACGUGGAAGUGUUUGGGAACGACAGCAACUCAGCCACCAAGUGGUAGGCCACGUAAACUGACGGAGCGGGGUCAGCGGAUGCUGAGGCGCAUAGUGCGAAGAGGUCGCCAACUUUCUGCAGAGUCAAUCGCUACAGACCUCCAAACUUCAUGUGGCCUUCAGAUUAGCUCAAGAACAGUGCGCAGAGAGCUUCAUGGAAUGGGUUUCCAUGGCCGAGCAGCUGCAUCCAAGCCAUACAUCACCAAGUGCAAUGCAAAGCGUCGGAUGCAGUGGUGUAAAGCAUGCCGCCACUGGACUCUAGAGCAGUGGAGACGCGUUCUCUGGAGGGACGAAUCGCGCUUCUCCAUCUGGCAAUCUGAUGGACGAGUCUGGGUUUGGCGGUUGCCAGGAGAACGGUACUUGUCUGACUGCAUUGUGCCAAGUGUAAAGUUUGGUGGAGGGGGGAUUAUGGUGUGGGGUUGUUUUUCAGGAGCUGGGCUUGGCCCCUUAGUUCCAGUGAAAGGAACUCUGAAUGCUUCAGCAUACCAAGACAUUUUGGACAAUUCCAUGCUCCCAACUUUGUGGGAACAGUUUGGAGCUGGCCCCUUCCUCUUCCAACAUGACUGUGCACCAGUGAUGCAAGGUCCAUAAAGACAUGGAUGACAGAGUCUGGUGUGGAUGAACUUGACUGGCCUGCACAGAGUCCUGACCUCAACCCGAUAGAACACCUUUGGGAUGAAUUAGAGUGGAGACUGAGAGCCAGACCUUCUCGUCCAACAUCAGUGUGUGACCUCACAAAUGCGCUUCUGGAAGAAUGGUCAAAAAUUCCCAUAAACACACUCCUAAACCUUGUGGACAGCCUUCCCAGAAGAGUUGAAGCUGUUAUAGCUGCAAAGGGUGGACCGACGUCAUAUUGAACCCUAUGGAUUAGGAAUGGGAUGUCACUUAAGUUCAUAUGCGAG